Myodes glareolus (Bank vole) is the source of this 7875-nucleotide messenger RNA. The record is from RefSeq and is a predicted model, not a curated record. NCBI's taxonomy places the organism in Eukaryota, Metazoa, Chordata, Mammalia, Rodentia, Cricetidae.
CUGAUUUCAUCUUUCAUGUACUUUUCUUUUUGUUAUUUAGUGGCUGAUCAUCUGGGCUGUGAUCCUCAAACGCGAUUCUUUGUCCCUCCUAAUAUCAAACAGUGGAUUGCCCUGCUACAAAGAGGAAAUUGUACCUUUAAAGAGAAAAUAUCACGGGCUGCUUUCCACAAUGCGGUUGCUGUAGUCAUCUAUAAUAAUAAAUCCAAAGAGGAGCCGGUCACCAUGACUCAUCCAGGCACGGGAGAUAUUAUUGCUGUCAUGAUAACAGAAUUGAGGGGUAAAGAUAUUUUGAGUUAUCUGGAGAAAAACAUCUCUGUACAAAUGACAAUAGCUGUUGGAACUCGAAUGCCGCCAAAGAACUUCAGCCGUGGCUCUCUAGUCUUCGUGUCAAUAUCCUUUAUUGUUUUGAUGAUUAUUUCUUCAGCGUGGCUCAUAUUCUACUUCAUUCAGAAGAUCAGGUACACAAAUGCUCGCGACAGGAACCAGCGUCGUCUUGGAGAUGCAGCCAAGAAAGCCAUCAGUAAAUUGACAACUAGAACGGUGAAAAAGGGUGAUAAGGAAACAGACCCAGACUUCGAUCACUGUGCAGUCUGCAUAGAGAGCUAUAAGCAGAAUGAUGUUGUUCGGGUUCUCCCCUGCAAGCAUGUUUUCCACAAGUCAUGUGUGGAUCCCUGGCUUAGUGAACACUGUACCUGCCCAAUGUGCAAACUUAACAUUUUGAAAGCCCUAGGAAUUGUGCCAAAUCUGCCGUGUACUGAUAAUGUAGCGUUUGAUAUGGAAAGGCUCACCAGAACCCAAGCAGUUAACCGAAGAUCAGCCCUCGGCGACCUUGCCAGUGACAGUUCCCUUGGCCUUGAGCCACUGCGAACUUCAGGCAUAUCGCCUCUUCCUCAAGAUGGGGAGCUCACUCCCCGGACGGGUGAAAUCAACAUUGCAGUAACAAGUGGGCACUUCUUUCACCGGAACUCCCUGUCGCCUCGUAGCCUGGUGUACGAGAGUGAAUUCUCUACAAUUGAACCAUCCUUGGACAUGUAUGAUGAGAACAAAACCUGAUUUGUUUUUUAAAAAAAAAAUAUGGGCUGCUGGGGGUGUCUCCUUUUGAGAUUUGAUUUAUGGUCACUUUUCUUAUUUUGUAUUUUUUCUGUCAUCAUCCGUUUUGGAAGAAUGGCAGUACCUCUGGGUGCAAGUUGGGGUUCAGAGUUAAAUUGCAGCGUUCCCCCAAGGUGAGGUUUGAGGACAACGUUAUUGCCCAGGUGAGCCUCAUGGUACUGAAUACCCACCUAGAGCUGACCACUGAGCAUGGGCAGCCCGCGAGCCUUGCGGUUUCCAGAGAAGAGAUGGGGCCAGGGGCUAAUGGUGUGUUUGUUACAAAUGUGUCUGUGUCCCCAAAUAGUCUCACGCUGUUCUGUGUCAGGGUGCCACUGGGGUUUUGUAAAAUACAUUUUGUGGUUCUCACAUGCACACGAAAGCCUGCAGAUAAAAUGUCCCACCAAUGCAGAAUCUGAGUCAUGGCUCCUUGGCCUGCUUCCCUUUGUCCUCUGUCCCUUACUACAUUUCCCAGUGAAAGGCCUCCUCCUAUAGGGAGUCCUCCAAGAGAAGAUUCAGAUUCCGUUCCCCCUCUGAGACUCUAGCCACCUGUUGUCCUGCAGAACUUGGAGGACACAGGCCACAGGGUCGGAGUCUGCUCUCGCGGGAUCAGACAGUCAUCUGCUUUGUCGUUCUCCAGCGUCUGUGAUGAGCACGAUGUGAGAUGAAAAGUAUUUACACAGACACUAGACAUGGAGGGCUGCUGUCCCCACUGCCUGUGGUACACAAUGACCACAUGGGACAAGGUCGACAGUCAUCAAUACCAGAAUAGUUUUGAAUGUUUUAUUGGGAAGUCCAAACCAACAUCCUGUUAAAUAACAAAUGGGGGACCCCCCUGUUCCAUCUCAGUUGUCUAAUCCAGUGGCAUCCUGCCAGCCUCAGCACCAACAUGAAGAAACACUGGAGUGCUGGCAGCCAGACUUUCAGAAGAGGAUGCUCUGGCCAGCAUGGUGGACACAUGGGGACACGUGUAUUUGUCUCACACAUCCAGAGUGACAUCAAGUUAACAUGAGAAACGUAUGGCCUACAGUGUGGGACCAGGAUGAGCAAGUCGCCUCCUUGCUGCAGGAGCUCCUACCACAGUCAGCCGCUUCUCACCAGAGUGUGAAGAUGUUCGGAUCCUGGUUAGGGGAACGCGCUCCACCAUCCAGAUGUGUGAUGGGGAGGCUUCCACCCUGUCACUUUUAUUGGCUCUGUGGGUCAUAAGUCUGAGGCACAUGUGUGCCAUAUUUACACAUGUGGCUUCUUCUCUCUCACGUGUCACUAAGAUCCCUCAGAUGCCCCUGUGCCUGAAACAGAGCCUCAGAGAACCUUAGUGUGGACAGCCUGUAAGAACACGGUUGCAGGGUGAGCCAACAUGCUUCGCUUGAGUAGUUUGAACUGGAACAGGGCCGACCUCUAAGGUCCUAACUGCUUUCAUCUUUACCGCUUACCAAGGGCUUUCGUCUUUCUUUUUUAUAGUCUUUGUACUAUAAAAAUAUUUUUGAUAAAGUUUCAAUAGAUUAUCAUUCUGAAAGACAGGUUCUCAGCGAGAGCAUUCUCAGCAGGAGAGUGGACUGCUAAGGUCCAGAGGCACAGGCGCAAGUGUUUUGUGUGGCAGACUGGGUGGAUGCUGUCAUUGCCGUGCUGUUUGUAGCCUGGCCUUGUUUUCUCCAUAACCAAAAUUCAGAUCCCAGUGAACCAUGAAUCAUUUUUCUUCAGGUCUCAACAGUCUUAUAAAGGCACAAACAUUAAAUUCCACUCUAGACAGUUUCUUUACAAAAAAAGAAGAAGAAGAAGGAGAAGGAGAAGGAGAAGGAGGAGAAGGAGAAGAAGGGAGGAUAGAAAUUGCUUGGGGAAAGAAUUUUUAAUUGAGUUCUCUAAAACCUACUGAGACAGUGUUUGAGUCCCUGGGAAAUCCAGGGCAUGUGUUAGCAGUAGAACAGCCAAGGAGGCAGUUCUUAGGAAGGCAUUUACUCAGAAUAGUGCUCCAGACACCGGGUUGAUCCCUUUUCCUGAAAUCUUGGGCCACCUUCAGCUCAGCUCAGAAUGUCCUGUGUUCAUCAGGAGGGGACCGGCUUCUUUGUUGAGGACACGUGCUUUGGGACAACAGAGGACAACGGCUCCCUCCCAGCAGCUAUGAUGAGGGGACUCCCGUGAAGCCACCCAGGUCCCCAGGUGGAGCUGGGUGAAGAACCUUUCCUGGCAUAUGCCAUAGGACACACACAGCAGGAUCUACAGCCACAGGCAGUGUUAGCUAUAGACUGGACUGCAGCAGUUUGAAUACAGAGGCUUAAGCUUUUGAGAUACCUAGCUUCCGUGUGGAGGAGCCACUCUGGGCCAGUUACUUCCUGGAGAAAGGAGAGCUGACUGGGCGGACGUCCAAGUGUGAAGACAUCUCCAAAGGGUCUCUGGAAGUGAUGAGGGUGUCCAUCCAGGGCCCUGCCUUUGCUUCCCUCCUAGAAAAACAGGCUCUACCAUCAGCAGCUGAAAACCCCUUCGAAGGCCUCCAUCAUCUCCUGGCUCCUCUCGCCAUUCCCUCAGGGAACAUCUAUAAAGUACAUCCCUGAACGCCAAUCCAUCCUGAAGCAGAGUCUGUGCUCUGCAUUUGCCCUGAUUCAUGACAGCCCCAGGUCCCUAAAGGUGUGGUCAGAGAGGCAUGAAGCAAGAGAUUACUGAAUUCUACUAAUUGGCACAUCCUGUGGACUUCAUGUCUUCCUAGUUCUAUCACCCCUUCACCUCCAUGCUUUCACUGAUCUUUCUGCUAAAUGACACCAGACUAGGGAAAGUCCACAUCUUCUUUCGCUGUUAACCUUUACUGUGGGGACUGAUUUCACAUCAGAGGUCCUCCUGACAAGGGGUCACUGCUCAUAGAUGUCAAGAGAGGAAGCUGCAGACUGUGGAAUCUAAGCCUGUGGCCUUUGGAAGGUGAGGCAGGACCAUGGAGGUAGUUGGUCAGCAGCCCUUUUCAUUUUAUUUUAGGUCUUUUCUUUGUUGUUUCUUUGGAGACAGGGUUUCUCUGUGUAGCCCUGGCUGACAGCUGUCCUGGUUCUCACUCUGUAGACUAAAUGGCCUUUAACUUGAACUCAGAAUCCUCUGGCCUCUGCCUCCUGGGUGCUGGGUUUAAAGGCGUGCGCCACCAGGCCCAGGCUGUUGACACUUUUUAUAAAGUCCUCAUUGUGUGACUUUUAUGCUUGGAGUUGAGGUGGAUCAAUAGUCAGGAAGACUUGGAGGGUGAGGGUGCAUCUCAGUGGUCAGACACCUCAGCACUUGUGUGUGUCUGGGUGUCCUGAAAACUUGGGCAUGUUGGCAACAGUCUACAGAGUGGGAGCAGUGACAUGGGGAUGAUGGGGUGAGUCUCCAGGAGACAGUGGCCUGGGCAGAGGUGUGAGAAGAGGGUGAUGGGGUGAGUCUCCAGGAGACAGUGGCCAGGGCACAGAUUGAGGGGCCAGUGCCUGCUGAGUCUGGGGGAAGGGCCCUGAGGACGAACAGGAGGAAGGCAAGAUUCUUGGGUUUGAAGCAUCUCCCCUUCUGGGGCAGGGGAUGCUUCAGAACUUUGCUUAGAAAAAGAACACUAUGAGCAGUAGGCUGUGUGAGAGGCAAAAGGCAGACUGGCUAGCAGUUGGCUUAGAACCGAGGGACUCCAGACUGAGCUGACUAAAUGGAAGGAAACAAGGGGGCUAUGAGAUAGAAGUGGAAGUCAGAUUUGUUUGUUUAUUUCCUCCUUUUUUUUCCAAGACAGAGUUCUUUGUGUAUCCUUGGCUGUCUUAGAACUAGGUCUAUAGACCAGGCUGGCCUCAAACUCAUAUAUAUCUGCCUGCCUCUGCCUCCCGAGUGCUGGGACUAAAGGCGUGUACCACCACCACAUGUCCUGGAAGUCAGAUUUCUAAUCUCAGUGAUUGGGUGAAUGUUGGUAGGGUUCAGGAGAGCCCAUAAAGCCCAGCCCUGACGUGGUCUCUAUAUGAUCACAGUCCCUGGGAGGCACUGCAUCUUCCCCUCCACUGUCCUGUGCAGAAGUCUCUGCACUAGGCAUAUAUGCUCACCCUGGCAGAGGUGGACCUUCAAUUUCAAUGGUGGUGUCAGCCAGAGAGAAACUGGGCUAGGGAACAUUGAUUGUAUGUCUGGCAAACAGAAAAAGCUACUGGAAACACUAAUGUAGAAAAGUAAUUGUGCAUAAUCUCCCCAUUCAGGAAAGGUGGGCCUGCCAGCUCUCGUUCUCCAGCAUAAAGAAUGGGACAUCUGUGUACUUAAACUCAAACGUGGUCCCUUUUCAAGGGAGAGGAGAUGAGAAUAAGGAAUCUUAUCACAGGCCGACUCUCCUGACACCCACAGCUUAAAACAAGUGCCUUUCCGCCCAGAUCCACACGAGGGCCGUGCUCACCAACAGCGUGUGGCGUGCUGCCUUGUUUGGGCCCUGUGGGUGCAUCAUUCCAAAACUUUGGCACAGCCCCCAGUUAACCUGUCCAGAAAGCAAGGUGUGCAAAAGAUGCUUGGGUGUGGUUGAGGUCACUGCCAGACUGGAAAAACACCUUCCAAGCUGUAAGUAUUGUGACUUCAGAAAAGGACCAAAAGGAGUGCUGGGGACUACGAUGCCUGAGUCUGCAGCACAGAGCUGUUUGCCUGAGUGUAUCUGGAAAGUGCAGGAAAAGCAAAGCCAAUAGAACGCUGCUCUUGCAGACUCCUUGCGUCUGGCCGACUGGCCCCUUGGCCCUCUGCAGAUCACAGUAUUUACAAGUCACACCAACCUGUGGAGCCUGGGCGACAGGGGCUGAAGUUAGUGGUCAGGAGGCCACCUUGUAGCCAAGGAACUCCUUAAGGGCUCUGGCGGGAUUGAUAGUUCCACCCUUCUUUAUCAGUGAUCCCAAAAAACUGACCUUUGAUGAGGACAGGCCAGGUGUCUUCCAGAGCUGUGACUCCACCAGCCUAUAGUGACCAUAGAGGCAGAGAGAGCUGUCAGCCUCAGCUGCUCAAAGGGUGACAUUUUAGCACUGCAGACACGGUUCUCAGAGCCCUGCAGGCUGCCCAGCCCCUUGGUUUCCCUCCUGCAUUCCUCCCAAGGCUUAUACUCUUUUUCCCCCUGUUUUCGUCACCCUGACUUGGGAAAAAGAAGGAAUGUAUGGCAAAGGGCAGAAUAGCCUUUAAGCUUCGUACAACCCAAGUACUGAACUUCCUGGGGGAUUCACUGCCACCAGAGUAACUAGGGCCUCUGCCCCAGGAUCACUCAGUUUCUGCCUACUGACUCUUUUCCAUGGGACUGAGGUGGCCCAGAUCCCCCUUCACAGCCUAAAGGAGUAAUCUUUCUCAGAAGCCUUGGCGAUGGCUGGAGCUGGAGCCGGAGGCCUCACUCAGUGGUUAGCGCCUGUUCAAACUGUCCUCAGGCCCCUCCUGAGGACAGGCGCAGCUGACAAGCUGUCCCCUCCCCCUGCAGCAGGCCUCCAUCCCCCCACCUACCAGUGCCCCUGGAACACUUGAUGCUGAUGCUUGAUGCUUGAUGCUGAUGUGACACAUUCUUCCCCAGUCCACUCUGCUUGCUGGUCAGGUGCAUGCAAGCCUGCCGUGGCCUUUCAUCAGAUUCCCCUCCCUGUCAGCGAGCCUCACCUGAGUCUGCGCACCUGUCCCAGCACUGGUAACCACUAACAUUGCCCUACAUUUUUACAGAGUGAACCCAACACGACAUGAAUUCUAACCUGCUUUUGGAAUUAUCAAUUAAGUCUAAAUAUAUUUGCAUUAUGAUAUUAAAGGACUUUUCCGAUGACCGGAAGGCAUUGAACCAAAAUAUCUGUUCUAAAAAUCAUAGGAGAGUUGGGUAAAAUGUGACAUCCCAAGCCAUAUUUUUUCCUUUAAGUAAGCAAUCUACAUCUGCCAACUGCCUCUCAUGCUUUAUGCCUCAGUUACUAGAUAUGGCCUGCUUCCACGCCAGACCUUUUGGGGGCAGCCACAAGGACACAGCCCCGGCUGACUUGCUGACCCAGCUAGAAGACAGCUUGCUUGGCUGGCUGAUGCUCGGGAUAGAAUCUGGUAUCUUCUGCCCAGCAUGGGAAGUGAGAUGGACUCUUGAGUGGCCAUACCUCUUCCGAGGACGCUGGACCAGUGUUGUUUACAGAAACAGAAGAGUCCAAGCUGGGAGGUGAUGUGGGUGUGGGGUGGAGGAAAACAUUGUCUCACAGUCACGUGCUGCACCUGUAAAAGGACAGUCAUCAGUUUCCAUCCUAGGCCCCAUGUAUCACAGCUGAUUCUGACUCUCGGUAGCUUUUACAUUCAUAAAAAAACACUGACGUCACCCCUUUCAUAUCUGGGUUACUCGAAGAGCCCCACUCAUUCCGGGUUCCUGCUGACUAUGCACAACACCUCAGAGGACGGCGUACAGAACUAUUUUUCUAAUGUUAGCAUAGAUAACUUGAGGUGAGGACGCUGGGAAUACAGCUAAGGCAGAUGGCAAGGUGGGGCACCUUGAGGGAUAAGAGGAAAACUAUGCACUUGAAUUUCUUUCGCCAGUGGAUACCUUGUGCCGGAAAGAGCACACAUCGAGGACUCAAGGAGCAAGAUUGCUCGUUAGCUUCAUUCAGGACUCACUGUAGGGGGUUACCCUGUCAAGAACACAGACACCUGCAAGUACAAUGUGAACUGAUUUCUUGACAAUCACAUCUGUCAACCCCUGGACACGGGCAGCACAAUUCCUAGGUCCAUAUGGUUGAUGUAAGUAUAUUAAGUAGUGAAAUUGUCUGGCAUGUACCUCUAUGCCAAUAGUGUACACCUGUAUGUGUGGAAUUUGCUAAUAUAACCGUUUCAAUAAAAACCUAUUGAAAAGGC